Lichtheimia ornata is the source of this 1236-nucleotide messenger RNA. Its product is annotated as 26S protease regulatory subunit 6B. The transcript is spliced from 4 exons. Gene Ontology annotation, molecular function: ATP hydrolysis activity; proteasome-activating activity; ATP binding. The record is from RefSeq and is a predicted model, not a curated record. Lineage: Eukaryota; Fungi; Mucoromycota; Mucoromycetes; Mucorales; Lichtheimiaceae. Bases 1 to 1236 code for a protein of 411 amino acids. Gene Ontology annotation, cellular component: proteasome regulatory particle, base subcomplex. Gene Ontology annotation, biological process: proteasome-mediated ubiquitin-dependent protein catabolic process.
AUGGAAGAAAUUGGCAUCCAAGUCAAGCAAAAUACCAAAGAUCCGAUCGUUGCAGCAACCAAAAGCAGCUUGCUUGAAGAGACAUCCGAGAAAGAUCUGUACGUCAAACUAAAGAAGCUUCAGCGUAAUCUUGAGUUUUUGGCGUUGCAAGAAGAAUACAUCAAAGACGAGUUGAAGAACUUGAAGCGAGAACUGCUACGAGCACAAGAAGAGGUGAAGCGUAUCAAGUCAGUACCUCUUGUUAUUGGACAAUUCUUGGAGCCUCUUGAUCAACACACGGGCAUCGUCGGAUCAACGACUGGCAACAACUUUGUCGUACGCAUAUUGAGCACCAUUGAUCGAGAGUUGUUAAAGCCAAGUUCAUCUGUGGCACUUCAUCGACAUUCGAAUGCCCUCGUAGACGUAUUGCCCCCUGAAGCCGAUAGCAGUAUUGCCAUGUUGGGCGCCGAUGAACGGCCUGAUGUGACAUAUCAAGAUGUGGGUGGUUUGGAUAUCCAAAAGCAAGAGAUUCGGGAAGCAGUCGAGUUACCAUUGACACAUUUCGACUUGUAUCGACAAAUUGGUAUCGAUCCUCCACGUGGUGUGCUUUUAUAUGGCCCUCCCGGUACUGGAAAGACCAUGCUCGUCAAAGCAGUCGCACAUCAUACGACAGCCAAUGUCAUUCGUGUCGUCGGUUCAGAAUUCGUGCAAAAGUAUUUGGGUGAAGGUCCACGCAUGGUGCGAGAUGUCUUCAGAUUGGCGCGUGAAAACUCACCGGCUAUCAUCUUCAUCGACGAAAUCGACGCUAUUGCAACCAAACGUUUCGAUGCUCAAACAGGUGCCGAUCGUGAAGUUCAACGUAUUCUUCUUGAAUUACUGAAUCAAAUGGAUGGUUUCGAUCAAACUUCAAAUGUCAAGGUCAUCAUGGCAACCAAUCGUGCUGAUACAUUGGAUCCUGCAUUAUUGCGUCCUGGUCGUCUGGAUCGCAAGAUUGAAUUCCCCACACCCGAUCGUCGCCAAAAACGUUUGAUCUUCUCAACUAUCACAUCAAAGAUGAAUUUAUCCGAAGAAGUGGAUUUGGAAGAUUUCGUCUCUCGACCCGAUAAACUUUCAGGUGCAGAAAUUGCUGCUAUCUGUCAAGAAGCUGGUAUGCAUGCUGUCCGCAAGAACCGCUAUGUGAUCUUGAGCAAGGAUAUUGAAAAGGGUUACAAGGCCAACGUGAAGAAGGAGGACACCAACUUUGAAUUCUACAAGUAG